GACGGCCGCUCCGGGCGGAGACAAUCGCGCCGAACGGGCGCCGUAGCCGGAGCGGGAGCCCAAGCCCGAGCUGCACAGAGCGGUGCGGAGCUGGGGCUGAGCGGGGCCGGCCGAGCGGGGCCGGGAGGCAGCGAUGGACCGCUAAGGCCCGGCCGAGCCCCGCAAUGCCGCCGCCGAGUGGCCCCGGCGUCCUCGCGCGGCUGCUGCCGCUGCUGGGGCUGCUGCUCGGCGGCGCCUCCCGGGCUCCCGGCAAGUCUCCACCGGAGCCCCCCAGCCCUCAGGAGAUCCUGAUCAAGGUACAGGUAUAUGUGAGCGGAGAGCUGGUGCCCCUGGCCCGCGCCUCAGUAGACGUGUUUGGGAACCGCACUCUGCUGGCUGCUGGUACCACCGACUCAGAGGGCGUGGCCACACUACCCCUCAGUUACCGCCUGGGCACUUGGGUAUUGGUCACUGCUGCCCGCCCGGGUUUCCUCACCAACUCUGUGCCGUGGCGUGUUGACAAGCUGCCAUUAUACGCAUCAGUCAGCCUCUACCUGCUCCCAGAGCGGCCAGCCACCCUCAUCCUCUAUGAGGAUCUUGUGCACAUCCUCCUAGGCUCUCCAGGUGCCCGCUCCCAGCCCUGGGUACAGUUCCAGCGCAGAGCUGCCCGCCUGCCUGUCAGCUCCACCUACAGCCAGCUUUGGGCUUCACUCACACCCGCCAGCACCCAGCAGGAAAUGCGGGCUUUCCCUGCCUUCCUGGGCACGGAGGCCUCCAGCUCAGGCAAUGGUUCCUGGCUGGAGCUGAUACCCCUGGCUGCUGUGAGUGUACACCUUCUAACAGGCAAUGGGACGGAGGUGCCACUCUCAGGCCCCAUUCAUCUGUCCCUGCCAGUGCCCUCAGAGCCCCGUGCCUUGGCUGCGGGCACCAGCGUUCCAGCCUGGAGAUUUGACCCCAAGAGUGGGCUGUGGGUACGAAACGGCACCGGUGUGAUUCGGAAGGAAGGCCGACAGCUCUACUGGACUUUUGUCUCCCCACAGCUGGGGUACUGGGUGGCUGCCAUGGCCUCCCCUACGUCUGGGCUGGUUACCAUCACCUCAGGCAUUCAGGACAUCGGCACCUACCACACGAUCUUCCUGCUGACCAUCCUGGCAGCUCUAGCCCUGCUGGUUCUCAUUCUGCUGUGUCUGCUCAUCUACUACUGCCGGAGACGCUGCUUGAAGCCAAGACAACAGCACCGCAAGCUGCAGCUCUCGGGCCCCUCGGACAACAAACGAGAUCAGGCCACGUCGAUGUCUCAACUCCAUCUCAUCUGCGGGGGACCCCUGGAGCCUACAUCUUCGGGAGACCCCGAGGCCCCGCCCCCAGGCUCCCUACACUCGGCCUUCUCCAGCUCCCGGGACUUAGCAUCCUCCCGAGAUGACUUCUUCCGUGCCAAACCGCGUUCCGCCAGCCGUCCCGCCGCCGAGCCUCCUGGUGCUCGCAGCGGCGACGGUGCCGGGCUCAAGGGCGCCCGCUCCAUCGAGGGUCCUGGAGGGCUGGAGCCCGGCCUGGACGAGUACCGGAGGGGUCCGGCGGGGGCCGCGGCCUUCCUGCACGAGCCUCCCUCGCCGCCGCCGUCCUUCGAUCACUAUCUAGGCCACAAGGGGGCGACCGAGAGCAAGACCCCUGACUUUCUGCUGUCGCAGUCGGUGGACCAGCUGGCGCGGCCGCCGUCCCUCAGCCAGCCCGGCCAGCUCAUCUUCUGCGGCUCCAUCGACCACCUCAAGGACAACGUGUACCGCAACGUCAUGCCCACCCUGGUGAUCCCCGCACACUACGUACGCCUGGGCGGCGAGGCGGGCGCCGUGGGAGUGGGCGACGAGGCCACCCCUCCGGAAGGCUCUGCCGCCGGCCCCGCGCGCCCUUUCCCUCAACCCGACCCCCAGCGCCCGCUGAUGCAGGGCCACGCGGGUGCGGGGGGAGACGGCGGCGGCGGCGGCGAGGGCUGGGGCGGCGGGCGCUCCGCACCGGUCAGCGGCUCGGUCACCAUCCCGGUGCUGUUCAACGAGUCCACCAUGGCGCAGCUCAACGGCGAGCUGCAGGCUCUCACCGAGAAGAAGCUGCUGGAACUGGGCGUGAAGCCUCACCCGCGCGCCUGGUUCGUGUCCCUGGACGGGCGCUCCAACUCGCAGGUGCGCCACUCCUACAUCGACCUUCAGGCGGGCGGCGGCGGCCGUAGCACCGAUGCCAGCCUGGACUCAGGUGUCGACGUGCACGAGGCGCGGCCCGCACGUCGCCGGCCCCCGAGAGAGGAACGGGAGCGCGCGCAGCCGCCCGCGCCGCCGCCGCCCGCGCCGCCGCGCCUGGCGCUCAGCGAGGACACGGAGCCCAGCAGCAGCGAGAGCCGCACCGGCCUCUGCUCACCCGAGGACAACUCGCUUACGCCCCUACUGGACGAGGUGGUGGCGCCCGAGGGUCGGGCAGCCACGGUACCCCGGGGCCGGGGCCGCAGCCGUGGGGACAGUUCCCGCAGCAGCGCUAGCGAGCUGCGGCGCGACUCGCUCACCAGCCCGGAGGAUGAGCUGGGGGCGGAGGUGGGCGACGAGGCUGGCGACAAGAAGAGCCCUUGGCAGCGGCGAGAGGAGCGGCCGCUAAUGGUGUUCAACGUCAAGUAGUGCGGCCCGGGGGUCAGCCACCGCCUCUACCGCCGGUGCGGGUCCCCAGAGCGCUUGCCCCUGGGUGCUGCGGGGUGGGGGGGCACGCGCUCAUAGCCAGUAGAAGGGCUCAGGGGCCUGUUGAGCCCACCCGUGGUAUGUGCUGGGGGAGUGUCUUGGGAAGGGACCCAGGAUCGGCCUCUAAGCAGAGGGAGGUGGGAGGGGCCGGUCCCCCAUGGGAGGGGCUGGGAAGGAGGGCUGGGGUGGGGAGCGGUGCCUGUAUAAACGUGGCUGUACAUAGAAAGAUCUAUCGUGGGAGAGCAGGAGGGGCAACCCAGCCUCAGCUGCUAGGGUGAGGGCUGGGAAGGGAGGGGCAAUCUCUGUGGACCCUAAGGGAGGGGAGGGGUGCUGCUUGGAUGUCACAGGGCUGGUGGCUGGGGCUGUCCUGGGGACUAGGGGGUAAUGUGAUGGUGACGCUCUAGACACAAAAAUACAAAGCUGGUGAGGUUAAUUAAA
Phodopus roborovskii (desert hamster) is the source of this 3131-nucleotide messenger RNA. It is a transcript of the gene Fam171a2, whose product is annotated as family with sequence similarity 171 member A2. The record is from RefSeq and is a predicted model, not a curated record. Bases 165 to 2636 code for a protein of 823 amino acids. The transcript is spliced from 8 exons. Lineage: Eukaryota; Metazoa; Chordata; Mammalia; Rodentia; Cricetidae.